GGAAAGUACCGACAUGACAUUAAAGGAAGUGGAUAUAAAUCAAGAUAUCGAACAACUAAAUACAGAUAUUACAAAGUGCAUAAUAGAAGCAGCCAAAAAAAGCAUACCAAGGAGUAGUAUAGGGAAAAGAAGGAAGAUAGUGCCGUGGUGGACACAAGCGUGCACAGACGCAAAAAAAGAACGGAAUAGAGCAUUUAGAAUAUUGAGAAGAACACAUAAUUUCCAAGAAAUGAUCCAAUAUAAAAGGCAUCAAGCUAAAGUAAGGUACGUUAUUAAAAAGACAAAAAAACACUAUUGGAGAACGUUUUGUGAAUCAUUAAAUAGAACUACUCCUUUAGGCCAAGUGUGGGGAAUGAUCAAGAAAAUGUCAGGGAUCAGAAGUGAACAUAAAAAUCAUGUUAUGAAAGAUGGGACACGGUGUGUGGUAGAGAAUAAAGAAAAAGCAGAACUUUUAGCAAAGACAUUUGUUAAAGUGCACAGUAAUGAUAAUUUGAGAAAUGUACAAAAACAAAAGAGAGAAGAAACAAUUAGUUUAAAUAUGGGGGAAAUGGUGGAAGACAAUGAUAAUAGUUUAACCAACACUAUAGAUAUGAAAUUUUCUUUGAAUGAAAUGGUUCAAAUAUUGAAAAAGGUUAAAAAUUCAACACCAGGAACAGACCAGGUGAGUUAUCAGAUGAUCAAAAACUUAAGCAGCAUUGGCAAAGAAGUGGUCUUGAAAUUAUGUAAUAGGAUAUAUGAAGAAGGGAAAUUACCAGCAGAGUGGAAAGAAGCUCUAAUAAUUCCGAUAUGCAAACCAGGGAAAGACCCGGAAGAGGCAGGUAAUUAUAGGCCGAUAGCAUUGACCUCAAAUUUGGGUAAAGUAAUGGAAAAAAUGAUUAAUGAAAGACUAGUAUAUUAUUUACAGUCAAAAGAAAUAAUAAAAAACUACCAAAGUGGAUUUCGCAAAGCAAGAAAUACAAACGACCCAGCAUUGCAGCUGGAAGAGGAAAUUAGAAAGGGACAAAUAAAUAAAGUAUAAUUGCAGAAUUUUUUGAUAUAGAGAAAGCUUAUGAUAUGUUGUGGGAACAGGGGUUGCUGAUAAAACUAAAUAUAAUUGGGAUUAGAGGGAAAAUGUAUAGAUAGAUAAAAGACUUUUUAACAAGUAGAAAAAUAUUAGUAAAAAUAGAGAAUGAAUACAGCAGAGUGUAUGAAGUGGAAAAUGGGACCCCGCAAGGGAGUAUAAUAAGUCCAGUAUUAUUUUCAAUAAUGAUAAAUGAAGUUUUUAGUGAAGUGGAAGGGUUAGUGGAUGUGGCACUGUUUGCUGAUGAUGGAGUGACGUGGAAGAGAGGUAGAAAUACUAAUCAUAUAGAAAAGAAGAUCCAAAAAGCGGUAAAUAAUGUUCAAGAAUGGGGAACGGCGUGGGGUUUAAGAUUCUCUGUUGGAAAGACAAAAGUCAUAAAUUUUACAAAGAGGAAAGUACAAAACAAGAUCCAAAUUAAACUCUGGAGAAAAUAUAGAAGAGGUACAAGUAUUUAAAUAUUUGGGUGUAUGGUUUGAUAAAAAUAUUAACUGGUCAACCCACAUCAGCAAAAUAGUGGAGAAAAGUAAAAAGGUGUUAAAUAUAAUGAGGGCUUUGAGGGGUAAAGACUGGGGGGCUGAUAGGCAGACAUUGAAAGCAAUAUACAUCAGUUCAAUUCGAUCUGUUAUUGAUUAUGGAUGCAUUAUUUAUCAAUCUGCUGCAAAAACAUUACUUGGGAAAAUAGACAGGAUCCAAUCACAGGCUUUAAGAUUAUGUUGUGGAGCUACUAAAUCAACCCCAGUUGCAGCAUUACAAGUAGAGAUGAAUGAAAAACCUUUAGAUAUGAAGAGAGAUCAACUGUCAGUAGUUUAUUGGGCAAACUUAAAAGGGUCCAAGCAAGGACAUCCAACCCAUCAAGUACUAUUAAACUGCCAAGAAAAAGAGAAGAAAAAAAUGAAUAGUUUUGGGUGGAUAAUAGGAGACAGAUGUAAUAAAGUUCAAAUUGAUAAUAUUAAAGUUAGCCCUACAGUACCAAUCCCCGCAAUACCACCGUGGAUGUAUGAAAACCCAAAUGUAAACAUGCAAUUACUAAAGAAUAGAAAUUUAAAUAGUUACCAGAUAGAACAAUGGAUUGAGGAAACGUUUUUAGACAACAUCAUGGUGUACACAGAUGCAUCAAAAACUAUAAAUAAUAAGGUAGGAGCAGCAGCUGUUAUUCCACAAGGAAACAUAGUAUUAAAUAAAAGAAUUAGUGAUAAAUUAUCUGUUUUUAAGGGAGAAUUGGUAGCAAUUUAUAUGGCAAUUCAUUGGAUAGAAGAAAAUAAAGCAAGAAAAGCAGUCGUGUGCUCGGACUCCAGCAGUGCAUUGACUAGCAUAAAAAACAUAGCGUCAGAAACAAGACAAGAUUUAGUUUAUGAAAUAGUUCAGGCAGUCUACAGAAUAAAUAAAGCGGGAGGUGUGGUAACAUUUCUUUGGGUUCCUGCUCAUGUAGGAGUUGAGGGGAACGAAUUAGCUGAUAAGUACGCAAAACAAGCAACCACUAAAACAGAAGUAAACAUGGAGAUUAAGCACAGUAAAGAAGAAGUGAAGAAUAUCAUUAAGAUAAAACACAAUAAAAAGUGGCAGGAUAAUUGGAAUAAGGAAACAAAAGGUAGAGAGUAUUACAAAGUCCAGAGGAGAGUUGGUGUAAUGAGAGGAGGCAAUAGAAAUAGGAAGGAAGAAGACAUUAUUACUAGAAUGAGAUUAGGACAUGCAUAUCUAAAUAGUUCAUUGAAAUUGAUGGGGAAAUAUGCUACAGGACUGUGUGAUUCUUGCCAACAGAUAGAAAAUGUAAGACAUGUUUUAAUACAUUGUAGAAAAUAUAAUAGAGAAAGGGAAAUACUGGGAAAUAAGUUAGCGAAAGAAUAUUAGGUUAGCAGUGGAAGAUAUAUUAGGAUUGCACUCAGAACACAGGUUAUAAAGCAAUACACAAAUUUUUUUAAAACACUGGGUUAAAUAAAAUAAUUUAGAGUAGGAAUCCACCUCGAUCCACACUCCAUUACAGUAGGUGGCGGUAAUGCUCACCACAAGGUUGCUUGCCAACCGCCAUAAAAAUCACAAGAAGAAGAAGAAGAAGAAGAAGAACCUUUGCCAGAAUGUCGCUAACCUUCCAUGACUCCCCUGUCCUCCGUGAUCGUACCUUGUCACUCAACACCCAUCCGGAUUCCUGACUGCCCUCCUCGAUCCACGACCUCCCUGCUCGGACCCAGACCACGCUGCCCUGCUCUUGCCCACGACCUCUUGCCUGUCCACGAACUGCCGCUUCAUCUUGCUCCCUUGGAUAACGACGAAAGAUACAACCAACAUUUACAGACAACAACCCUUGGUAACAUUUACAUUAUUAAUUUUACACAUAGUCAACACCCACUCACUUUGAGUAGCAUACACAUGCCACGUAUUCAUCAAAGGUUUAAAAUAAACCCUGUAA
Messenger RNA from Entelurus aequoreus (snake pipefish), 3464 nucleotides. RefSeq lists its product as uncharacterized. Gene Ontology annotation, biological process: DNA replication, removal of RNA primer. Lineage: Eukaryota; Metazoa; Chordata; Actinopteri; Syngnathiformes; Syngnathidae. Bases 1604 to 2908 code for a protein of 434 amino acids. Gene Ontology annotation, molecular function: nucleic acid binding; RNA-DNA hybrid ribonuclease activity. The transcript has 2 exons. The record is from RefSeq and is a predicted model, not a curated record.